Laccaria bicolor S238N-H82 is the source of this 537-nucleotide messenger RNA. RefSeq lists its product as uncharacterized. NCBI's taxonomy places the organism in Eukaryota, Fungi, Basidiomycota, Agaricomycetes, Agaricales, Hydnangiaceae. The record is from RefSeq and is a predicted model, not a curated record. The transcript has 6 exons. Bases 1 to 537 code for a protein of 178 amino acids.
AUGGCACCAAAACGCAAGUCAGACGCUUUAGAAGCGGGCCUACCCCUCGAAGACCUUCACGAAUCCACUUCCAAAACCGACCAAAACGCCCAUCUCACAGUUCAAGUGACGAAAAAGGCGCGUGUAUCCGACGCGUCGGGAUCUUCCAAGGGCUUGGACCAAAUCUCUAAGCCCACGACAUGGAAGGACAUGGUGCUUCCCGGAGAAGAUGAAGGUACCGUUCCCGUAUACGACGACUGCGCCGAAGUUAGGCGGAAGAUUCGAUUGCUGCAAAAAAACCCCGGAUGGAAGGUAACUCAUUGGCUCAAGGAAAUUGGUGGCAUCAACAGCAAUUCCUUCGGACGCUUCAUGAAAGAAAAAGGUCGCACAGAUGGCGCAUCUAACGGAACUUACCUCGCUGCGUAUAUUUAUUUUGAGAAAGUGAGGAUUUUGGAAGGAAAAAAGAAAACUGCUACCCGUCAGGAUAACGAGAUCUCGCAACCGGAUGGCUUCCCCCUUGAGAACAGGCGCAAACAAUGGGUAUUUGUUGGCAGGUAA